Trachemys scripta elegans is the source of this 3022-nucleotide messenger RNA. It is a transcript of the gene MALSU1, whose product is annotated as mitochondrial assembly of ribosomal large subunit 1. Gene Ontology annotation, biological process: negative regulation of ribosome biogenesis; negative regulation of translation. Bases 16 to 636 code for a protein of 206 amino acids. Lineage: Eukaryota; Metazoa; Chordata; Testudines; Emydidae. The transcript has 4 exons. Gene Ontology annotation, cellular component: mitochondrion. The record is from RefSeq and is a predicted model, not a curated record. Gene Ontology annotation, molecular function: ribosomal large subunit binding.
CCGUGUCCCGACGACAUGUGGCGGGGCAGCCGCUGGCUGCGGGGGCUGGUGCUGCCGGCGGUGAGGGGGCUGCGGCUGCGCCCUGCAGGGCCGGCCCCGGGGGCCGCUGUGCGCUGCGCUCCCUGCUGGGCAGGGCUGGCGGGGCGGGCCCUCGGCGGCGGGCCCAGCGCGGAGCUGCGGGCGGGCGGAGGAGCCGAGCAGGAGCGCAGGGCCCCAGAUCAUGCUCUUUCCAAGUUCAAUAUUGAUCUUAUCAUCUCUCUACUGAGGCAAGAAAAUGCUAGCAACAUUUGUGUUAUCCAGGUGCCUCCAGAAAUGAGAUACAGUGAUUAUUUUAUAAUUGUGAGCGGAUCUUCUUCAAGACACCUCUAUGCUAUGGCGCACUACAUGCUGAAAAUGUACAAGCAGCUGAAACAAGAAAAUGAUCCUCACAUUCAGAUUGAAGGGAAAGACACAGAUGACUGGAUGUGCAUUGAUUUUGGUAGCAUAGUGAUCCAUUUAAUGCUUCCAGAGACACGAGAGAUUUAUGAGUUGGAAAAGUUAUGGACUCUCCGUUCUUAUGAUGACCAGUUAGCACAGAUGGUUCCAGAGUCAUUACCAGAAGACUUCAUAUUUGGACUCACUCACCAGGAGCAAUGAUCAAAAUCUUUCCUUCAUGAAAGGAAUACAUACAAAUAAUGCAGUUAGAGCACUCACCACUUCAGGAUUAAAAGAAUGAAACAAGCAAUUUCUUUGGUUACUUCUGGGAAGAGGGGACACAGCAAAGAGCCACUGUGCUUGAAUGCCUCUCCAUUGUGCAGUUAGCGAGGGGCUAGGCUUACAGCAAUACAGCGUAGGACACAAAGUACCUAACUGAAUCUGUCUAGAAUUGUGGGUAUUAUGAUUUAAGCCCCCUUAUUCUUCCAGAAGUGCAGGGGAACCUGGUGACUGAAGUAGUCAGCAUCUCAGUUGAAGUUGUAGCUGAAAGUAUACUGAGGCAGAAGGAAGAGUAGCAGCUAUUUGAAUAGUAGAGACAGUCAACAUGAAAAUCAGUUUAAAAGGAACUUCAGGUACUAUAUCUGCCCCUGAAUCUUCCUACCAGUGUUUGGUUUUAAUACUGAAAGUAUCUCCCUCUGCUGUUGCUGUAUGUGAAAGUGAAACCUCCUCUUUACUCCAAUAAUCAAGGUCUUAUGUAAAUUACACUGAUCUGAAGGUUAAUUUUACUAUGUCCCUUUAACACAAUUUACUGGCACAGAUCCAUAGUGAGCAGAGCCCAAACCUUGUUUAAUUUGAGGUUAAAGUACAAGUAGGGGAAGCAAAGUAGUAUUGAGAGGGGCUCCUUUAUAGUGAUAGUUAGUAUGGGGCAAGCUAAGGUGUAAAUCUACAGCACUAUACUAACAUGCCAUGCACUAAGAGUUCCAAGGUGCAUGCUGAUGUACUGCUGUUUGAAAUGGUUUUUGUGGGUGGCAGACUAGAAUGCUGUAGAUUUACAGCCUGGCUUGUUGAGCAUUAACUGAUCAUGUAGAUGAGCCUUAAUGGGGAUUUUGUGAUAAAGUAAGGAGAUGUUGUAUCUAAAACCAAACAGCUCCUGUGCAAUUUAGCUUAACAUUUUCUCAGAUGCUUGAACCUGAAAAGAAAACUCUACACAUUCAGCAGAAGGAAGAAACUUGGAAAGGAGUGCUUAAAACCACUCUGGCUAAUGUUGAGCUUUGCCUAGCAGAUAUGUCUAAAUUCAUUCCAAAGGGGUACCUUGAAGUCAUUAAGGUAGGGAAAGGUCACUAAUUUAAGAAAGGAGCGGGAGAGGAGUAAAGAGGAGAUGGACCAGUGCUAUUAAACAGCGCUGAAGAGGGCAAGUCAAGGCAGAAAAAAUGAUUUGGGGAAAAGCAACAUCGUAAAUAACUUGAUGCUUUUUAAACAGAAGCACUGUGCUCUUGAAGAUAGAGACAUUCCACCUCUGGUAUAGUCUGCUAUUCUGUAACAAUUAGCUGAGGCUCACUUGUGCUCAGAAUUGAUGACAUGUUCUACAGUACUGGGAUACUCUGCUUUCCAGAUGCCUUCUGGUGUUUUCAAAGCACCCAGUCCAAAGAGAAUUUCAGAUUACUUAUUGGGAGAGUUUCCUUUUCAAUAUUUUGCCAAUAAAAUCUGCUCUUAUGUGAAACAAAUUGAAGUAGAAGUUUAAUCUCUCCAUCAAGCAUCCCCAGCUUUAGUCAAAACACACAAAAGGGUGAGCCAAGAGUCCUCUGACAAGUAUCAUACAAAACUACAUUGAAAUCUUGAGUAGUAGUGCAGACAGCCACAGCUAUCUCUUAGCCCCAAACAGUACCACAAAGCUGCUAUUGCAGGCAUACAAGUAGAAAUUACACAAGGUCUAGUUGCAUUCAAAAGUUAUGCAACUGUUGGGCUACACUUUAGCUAUAAAGCCAAUGCAAAGCAGGUGCUCGUCACCUACCUUGGAGGUGAUCAUGUAGCAUUAGCACCGUGUCCUUGUCCUAUGAAUGGCAGAGUUCUAACACCAAUAUAGCAGACAACUCAGACAAAACUAAUUAUUGAUCAAAAUAAAAAUCAGCCCUAAAAGCCAUGAAUGCAGGAGCUAAUGAUUAAUGAACGCUAGGCACAACAAGAAGUUUAACGUGAGAGACUAUCACAAUAACUGUUCAUAGAAAUGCUAAUAAAGAUGUCUUUGGCAGGAUUUUCUGUAACAUGAUGAAAAGUCUGCACAGUUCUCUAAUAAGCCAUUGAGGCAAGAAAUAUUCCAAUUGAUGACAAGACCGGUACACAAAUUAAGCAGAUGUUACAAUGAAAUAUGUUAGUAGCCAAAUGUAUUGCAGAUUGCUUUUUUUGCCUGCCUCAAAUUACAAGGUAUGAGCCUGUCCUGAUCUACAUUAUAUUUGUCUUCAUGGCUACUUUAACCCUGUUAGGCUUAGAACCCUUCCAAGAUUCACACAUGAAAUUUUACACUUGUAGCACUAGUUUAGUAGUAAGGAGUGCAAGUGACUAAGUAUUUAUUAGCCCACUGAAUAUGUAUUAAAAAAACUCUUGAAGGACA